AGUGCUAAUAAGUUAGGUUAUGGUUGUUAUAAAGUUUAUUUUUCAAAAAUGUCGAAAAGAAUAUUAGAAAUAGGCAAAAAUAGCAGUAAUAAGAAGCCCAAAUUAGAUUCGGAUACAAAUUUAUUGUGGGAUGAUGAUUUAGAUGAGAGUGUAUUUGAUGAUUGCAUGCAACUUGCAACUCAGUAUUUAACCCAAGGAACUACAAGUAAAAAUGAUGGCUGUGUACCAACUUACGAGGCAUUCAAAGCGCCCAAAACCUUAUUUUGCUCCACACAAGUAAAUUCUACUGUUAUUCGCACGACUACCUCCGAAAGUGAUUUAGAAAAUUACAAAAUCAAAUAUGAAGAAAAAGAGGGCGAAAUUAUUAUUCUAAGGAACCAGCUAAGAGAAAUAAAAACCAAUAAUAACUCCGAAUAUCAAAAAACUCUCUCAGAAUACAAGGAAAAGUUGAAUUUAUCUGAGCGUCAAGUACACUCUGUUAAAAGUGAAUUGGAGUUUAAGAAUUUAGAAAUAAUGAAUUUAAAACAAAAAAUAGAAUCUCUGAAAAAACAAAACCUAAAUGCAACUAUAAACGGUACAAUCAACAGCCCUAAUCGUAAAUCAAUCGACAAAUUUAUUCAACCGAACAAGGUUUUCGAAAAUAAAAUUUAUCCGUCUGUUAAUGAAGAGUAUCCUUUGAAACACAUAUUCUUCGAAUCGUUUUUAACAAUUCCUACAAAGGAAAAGUUCAUAAUCGACAGCAAAUUGAACCAUAGCUUAAAAAGCAAAGGGGCUACUUCGCGUGUGGUGUUAGAUAAAAGUAGAGGAGAUGUUCGAAGAAUAUAUCCCAAUUUAUUGAAAUUAUGCAACUAUACCACAGAAGAAUUGGAUUCCUACAGGACUAUUGAGGACAUAACUUUGAUAGUUUUCGUGUGUUUUCAAUCGUUGGAAGAUUUGUUAGAUCUGUUAGAAGAAAUUAAGAGAAACUUACAAACGGAAGAUCUUCUGGAAGCAGAUACGUUGUAUUUGAAAAGUACAGAAAUUAAUCAAUGCGAAUUAAGGAAUGAGCUGGGAAGAAAAUCGGCAUUUAUCUUAAACUGUUUAUCUAUUUUAGUUAUGCACUGUACGUGUUUGAAAGAAUAUUUCAUUUAUAACAAAGAUUUGUGCACAAGAGAGAGCUUGACUCGAAACUCCUCGCUUCCGACUGUUAGCAGAGCAGUGAAAGGCCACGAGUUUUUGAAUAAAAUACUCGCUAUUCUAAAUCUAGCCGGAGAAAUUAGAAAAUCGAAUGUGAUUGUCUCGUUUUUGAACUCGGGAAUCAAAUUGAUGACGAAUAUUUGCAAAGUGAAUGGUUAUAGUUACUUAUCGGAAACCGUUUGUAAUUUUACCAAAGAAUUGAUAUUUAUGAGGCCUCCUGUAGACGUAACUUUUAAUUUGAUUUGCUUGCUCGUUGAAGCAUCCAGAUUCGCAACGUUCAUUAAAUUCCUGUUUAAAAAAACCGCCGAAUGCUCCAAAAUAAAAAACGGAAUUUUACAUUUUACUGAAGGAGAUUGCUGUUUUUACAUUUACGUAUUAUUAUUUAAUAGAGGAUUAAGUAACCAAAAAUCCAUUCCAAUAGAGACAUGUUUAAAUAUGAUGCAUUUUAUUUAUAAUACAUACACGUUUUUGUAUUCCCUACAUCAUAUAGAUAUUAGAAAGUGCGAGUGUCUACCUCAGUUGUAUAAGUUAGAAAUAGAAUUGAUAUACAAGAUGUUAGACUUAUAUGCGGAUGAAACUGAAAGAGGGAUAACAUCAGAUAAUUGGUGGAAUUUUUUUAACACGGGUAUCGUUUUAAAAGUGCUAAAUUUAAUGACCUAUCAUUGUUACGAUUUGACAGAGGGGUUCAUCAUUGCUUAUUCACAGUUGAAAGAAAUAGAAAGGAGGGCCAGAGAAAAUGAAGUUUGUCAAUUGAGUAAAUUGAAUAUCAACGUAGAUGAAGACGUUCCAAAUGUUAACAGCAAGAAAUUCGAUGAUAUUGUCUUAUAGUUAAUGCUAAAUUCGUUAUUAUGUAUUAGUUUAAUUGAAACGAUUUUUUAAAUUGUUUUUUAUAAAAUUCUAUUAUAUU
Messenger RNA from Phyllotreta striolata, 2083 nucleotides. The record is from the annotation of a GenBank genome assembly. NCBI's taxonomy places the organism in Eukaryota, Metazoa, Arthropoda, Insecta, Coleoptera, Chrysomelidae.